This is a messenger RNA of Daphnia pulicaria, 1255 nucleotides long. RefSeq names its product ras-related protein Rab-34-like (gene RabX5). The transcript has 8 exons. Gene Ontology annotation, molecular function: GTP binding; GTPase activity. NCBI's taxonomy places the organism in Eukaryota, Metazoa, Arthropoda, Branchiopoda, Diplostraca, Daphniidae. The coding region runs from base 314 to 1126 and encodes 270 amino acids. The record is from RefSeq and is a predicted model, not a curated record.
CAACUCAGAGUAGGCCUACUUUAAUUUCUUGACUAUGUUGGGAAACUUGUUGGAAACCUUUUUGAAUUCUAUAAAUUCUAUCUAUAUAAACGCCCGUAGCCAAAAGUCCCGUUGCUAGGCAACAUCGAGCGUGCGAGUUAUCACAACAUUGCCACCCAACCCUUAGUCACCAUACUGCAGCUGAACAAUUUUCAAACUUUAUUCGGUUCCCAACUUCACAACAAGACUUUUUCUUUGGUUUCUUUGGUUCAACGAAACAUAUUGACGUGCUCAUAUUCUCAAUCAUUUUUGACGUCAUCUCUCCCAAGUUUUAAUGCGUCAGUCUCGAUCUGCUACUCUAAAAAUGCUGCUAGAUAAAGCUCCCAAUGACCGACAAAUCUUCAAGCUUCCGCCCGCCUAUUUGCCAUCCUGUACGCCUUAUUCAGGACCCGAUUUCCGCCCAGAAGUGAAAUCCGCAUGCAUUUCCAAUCGGUUGAUAACCACGGGCUUGAAAAUAUCCAAAGUAAUUGUUUUAGGAAAUGUGGCAGUGGGAAAAUCUUGUCUCGUUAAUCGAUUCUGUCACAGCGUUUUCGACCAAAAUUACAAGGCAACAAUAGGAGUCGAUUUUGAAGUGGAAAGAUUUGAUGUUCUACAAGUGCCGUUUAAUUUACAAAUAUGGGACACUGCUGGGCAAGAGAGGUUUAAAUGCAUCGCUUCUUCGUAUUAUCGUGGCGCUCACGCAAUUGUUGUUGUAUUCGAUCUGACCAAUCUGUAUUCGCUGUCAUCUUGCCCGGCUUGGUUGGAAGAUGCGCUGAAGGCUAAUACGGUUCGUCCUCUCGUGUUUUUGGUCGGGACCAAAAGGGAUUUGCUGUCGGAAGCUGCCUACAAGCACGUAGAAGAUCAGGCGACACGAAUGGCUCGUGCGCUGCAAGCAGAAUACUGGUGCGUUUCAUCAAAGUUGGGAUUGAAUGUUGACCGAUUUUUCAAUCGAAUUGCUGCGUUGACUUUCAACAUAUCAGUGCUACAAGAGUGUCAAGAAAUUGGCCCGUCAAAAGAAAUUGGCAGUGGUCUCGUUACUCUUAGGAGAAAUGAAGAGGUUAAAAGCGGCACCGAGAAAAAAAAGCGGUUGAAAAAUGAUUGUUGCUGAAGUGUUGAAAAAUAAAAUCGACGACAAUUUUAUAAAUUGAAAAUUAAUUAGAAAACAAAACAAAAGAAAUCGGCACGAUACGAAUUUUUGUAAGUUUUGUGUGAGUGAAAUAAACAUGAUGUAUCGUGA